CAUACACGGGUGUACCAAAUCUCCCUCACCGCACACGCACCGCACACACGCAUACAAGACCCUCGACGCACGUCACCUCGGGCGUCUCUUUCGAAACACUUGACUGCGACACCUCUUAUUGACCUGCACCUCGAGCUCGCAGAGCGACGCGACACGGAAUGAAUCCAUCGUAUCCCGACCACAACAUGGCCUAUGGCCGGCCAGGAGAGGCUGACCAGGUCAUGUAUGCGCCCUUCACCUAUGACGCGCCGCCACCGCCCCAGCAGUCGGCCAUGUACCAGGGCUACUACACCAUGAACGAUCCCAUGGACCCAAAUAACCCCUCCGACUUCCACAUGGGAGGCUCCGCCCCCACUAGGCUUCGUGCUCGCCGCGGUCCCGGAGACCGCGCUUCCCUCGAGGUGGCCGUUCAUCCCUACAACAUGGACGGACGCAUGUCGCCAACGAGGUACUCACCUGGAAUCCCUCCCAUGCCCCCAAUUCCGCCAAAGAGCUCGCUGCGCGGAAAGACGGCCGAGGAAGAGGAGGCCAGAAAGGCGCGCAAGCGCGAGAUGGGCCGUGAGCGCCAACGUCGCAAACGCUUGCGCGACAAGGCUAAGCGAGAGGCUCUGGAGCACCAGCAUCAUCCCCCGGGAUCCUCCACGUCCACAUUGCUUGGCCGGUCUGCUGGCGACAGGAGUUCGUUCACUUCUGUCUCGUCCUAUGAGGGGCCUUCAUCCGUGUCGACUACCUACUCGAACCUUCCUCCAAUGGCCAUCCCCAUAUCGUCCCCGUCUCACUCCUUUGGAAUGUCGAGCUCCGGCUCGAUGUCGGAUAUGUCGUCGCCUGGCCAUUUGUCCCCUACAAUGGGCGGCUUUGCGUCCGACGACUCGUCUUGGGAACACAACACCAUGUUGAGUACCCUCACUCUGUCAGGAGGCGGCGACGCUACUGUUCGCGCGUCGAAGCCGCGAGGUCAAAGCGCCGCGCUGAGCAGCAUUGCUGGCUCGAGAAGAGACUCUGGCGCCGAGGUACACGGAUACUCGACAGUCCAGUCCCCGUCAAAGCGUCGCAAAUCGGAAGCCGGCGAUCAUCAAGUCGGGCUAGGCGUAAACUUCGGGCAACAGGAUGGCGCUGGCGACAAUGAGGCAUGGCGGCAAGGCCGGAACCUUCGUCGUACCGAAUCUGCAACGGACAAUAUUCCCAUCGACCCGGCUUUGACUGGAGAGUCACGUCGUUCACCUACGCCCCCUCCCCUGGGGACUCGAAGCAACGGUUUGCAAGGCAGCCAGCCACCGUCCAGCGAUGGCAACUACUUCGCUUCGACGGUCGUCAUGGCUCUAUCUCAGACUCAGUGGUCUGGUGAGAUCCAAAACCGUCUAGGUAUGGACCGAGCCGACCUCGAAAGCAUGGGUCCCGGCCUUGCAGCCACCUAUGACCGCUGGCGUUACGAACAGAACAGGGGCAGAGGCAGCCUCGACUCGAAUGGUGGCCGCGUGUCUCCAUCGCCCGCGUCGCCUCCUAAACCGUUCGCCACGCCUUCCACGCGAGGAGUAGGCCAGGACAAUACGUCCGCCUCGCCGUCGACGUCUUCUAACAACUCGCACCACAGCAUGCCUGGGCUGAGCCACAGACCCAGCUCCAAUCCCACCAUCAGUGUUGCGUCCGCUGGCCGGCCGCCUCAAACACCCAAGCACCAGCAGCACAUCGGCAGCGGCUCGUCGUCGAACUCGCCCGCUCAUCCCACUCUGCAGACCCCUGUCUCUCAUCAGGGCGUUUUCCCCCCACAUGACAUCAAUCAGACGUGGACCGCACACACGGCCCGCAUGUACGAGGCCGGUUGGCGCGAACAAUACCCCCCGCCGAUGCCUGGCCAGAUGAUGGCCGACGGCAAGGCCGGCAUAAUUCCACCGCCCCCGAUUCACGCGCCAUCGAACGCACCAAUGCCCGCGCUGCACAGCCCUGUCACCGUACAGCCCGGUGUCUUCCAGCAGACCCCUACCCAGGCGGCACCGCGCACGUUUGCGCCAAACGUCCACCCCCAACACGGCAUGCCUGGGGUGCAGAUGUACUAUGGCCCCGCUGGUAUACCUCCUGCAGGUGUGCCCCAAGCCCCCGUGCACCGCCAGCCGGGCGACGAGAUGCUCCAGCUUGGCGCUCAGUGAUCCGCGUCCUCGUCUCAUGUUAUCUUUCUUCCGACCUGCAUCUAUGGCAAAUCUACACGCAACUGCCUACAAUACCCACCCACCCACUCUCUUGGACUUCUUCCCGCCGCAAUAAUACAUCAACUUGCAUUGGCGCAUGACUUUGAAACGACCCGAAACGACCUCACGACCCGAUGGUUGCGCAGCUACUCUGCCGAUCACACGACUACUU
Messenger RNA from Cutaneotrichosporon oleaginosum, 2355 nucleotides. RefSeq lists its product as uncharacterized. NCBI's taxonomy places the organism in Eukaryota, Fungi, Basidiomycota, Tremellomycetes, Trichosporonales, Trichosporonaceae. The record is from RefSeq and is a predicted model, not a curated record.